UCACUGUUUCGCUGUUAGUUUGUUUUACUGUUAUUAAUCAUUUGAGUUCAUAAAAUAAUUUAUUUCAUUUAGUAAUUUAGAUUUAAUUAGAUAUUUAGUAAUUUCAUUGCGAGAUCUGUUCUGUAUUGAAACGAGUUGUUAACGCCAUUAUGUAUAUGUUAAAAUACCCAAUGGAUAGUGCAUUGCUCAAUGUUAACGGGGAUGGUUUCACGCCUUUGGACCUCGCCGUCAUGACAACAAAUGUAGCAAUGGUCCAAUUACUCCAAUCACAUGGUGCUACGGAAAGUCCUAAAUUUCCUUGCCGAGAGAGCAGAUCCAGCCACCUGCAGACUCUCGUGCGAGAAGCUGGACGUUGCGUGGAUGAUCUGGGAACAUGUGUUCUCAGCGCCGCCACAAACGGAAGCUUAUCUGCAGCAUUGCUCAAAGAGAAGGAGCGUCAGUUGUCGCUAUGGCAACGACGACAUCAACUCCUCAAAAGGAUGAAGACAGGGUUUGAUCAUUUACGUCCUCCAGAUCCGCCUUCCAGUGUGCAGUUGGAAGUAGUUGGUACUCGAUCUUUAAAAGUGAAAUUCUCAGAACCUGACACAGCCCACAAAGAGGACAGCAUUGUCACCAAAUACAAAGUGGAAUGGAGCUGUUACGAAGACUUCUCCUUGCUGGCGGGAUCUCGCGAGAUCUCGGACGUGCAGAAGCUGGAAAUCAUGAUUCCGGACUUGACCCAGGGUAGCACGUAUUUCGUGCGCGUUGCUGCUGGGAACGUCAAAGGCUUCAGUUCCUGGAAGAGCGCAUCGCCCCUCUCGGCCACUCCUUCUUGUUGGAGAGAUGUUGAGGGAAAACUUCCCCGUUCAUCAGGCCGUAUGGGAAAGCUAGACGAUCUUUUCCAUCAGAUCAUCAACUCGAGAGCUGGCCAUGCCAGUGAAAUUAAAGAUCUGUCAGAUACACCUCAACAGCAACGGCGGCAAGUAAGGAAAAGUAUAAAGCACCUCUUCACUUCAGCUCCAAAAUUUCAGAAAAAUAUGAAAAGAGGGGUUUUUUUGGCCUGCUUGUUGUAUCACGAUGACCGAAUAAUUGUGACUGCAGAGGAUACUCUCCCAAUACUCGAAGUAGAUGAAACAUACCCUUCUCCUCUGCAUACUGACUUUCACUGGUUAUUGAAGGUGGCGUGCACAUGGGAAGAUGUAAAAAUUUUAAGACAAGAUAUGGAGAAAAGUCACUCUUCUUCAAACGUCCAUUUCCGAAGCAAGUUGCUGCAAGCAGUAGAACAAAUGCAGGCUGCCCUUGGAUUGCAAGAUUUGGGACAACUGUACUACUUGCCGCUUAAAGACAGUGAAGGUACAACGGUCCUUUGCACAGUGAAACAUGUAAGAGACCCCAAAACUAUGGUCACUCUGUCCGUGCGAUGGAUGCCUUUGUACAAAAUCCAAAGAAAGCGUGCCAACAACUCUGACAGUAAUGGGGACAACCCAGGCAUAAGCGAUUUGCUCCUGGAUUCCUUACAAGAGAUGAUUCUGUACAGCCAAGUGAGUAAUAAGCCCUUACCUAAGGGCUUAUAUGUAGGCUACAUGAAACUGAAGAGCUCCGUGGAUGCUAUUCGUGUUGUAGUACCAAGACUGACACCCAACGUUUUACCCCAUGCUAAGAUAAGGGAUAAUCCCCAUGUAUCAUGUGAAGAAUGGCAAUGGUUCAAGAGUCUUUCAACGGGAAGCUUGCCUAGUGCACCUUCUGAAUUUCAAGUGAAGUUCCAAAAAGCUUUAUCUUUGGCUACGAAACAAUUACUGUCAGAACUGGACAUUCCAGAGAAUGUAGCUGAUUUGCACAGGUAUUAUGAUGUAGAAGUUAUCGAACUGAGCGAAGAUGUGGCUUUCAUACUAGUACUGCCCCCUGUUGACAGUGUUUGCUCUGUACCUGGCCAAUGUGAUGAAAUUACUUCUAGACCCGACUGCAUUCCGUUACCAAUACAAAUAUUCGAAAUGAUACAUAUGACUACGUAUCAAUCGAGUUUUAUAACUCGUUACUCACGCCUGUCGUCUAUACUGGAAAUGGACAAUAUGCUCGCUCACCAUGCCCAGCGUGAAGCUUUCUCAACGUCAGAGCUAUCGGAAGCCAAAUCUCGCCUCAGCCAGUUGCAAGAAUUUCAGACUCAAGUUGACAAUAUGUGGCGAGCAGUACGAUGGAUUAUGGAUGUUCUUACAUUUGCUCGUGAUAAACAAGGUUCCAACGGAAUUCCAUUGAAAGACAUCUGGACUAACUUUUCUAGUCCAGACUCACCUAGCAUAACAUUGCCUGAACAAAUGAAGCAAAUUGCCGAGAGCACUCGCACCAGUCCUACACCAUUAGUGAGGCUCAUGGACGUUGAAAGGAAGCAGAUCCGUCGUUGUUCGUCAACAUCCCGUUUGCAAAUAAGCUAUACGGACUUAUCUUGUGACAGUGAUAGCAUCAACAGUGGAUCCAAAGCUCACAGUGCAGAAAGACUGGACGACUCGAACUUUGAGAAAGAGUCCAAUUACAGAAGCAGCAUCCGCAGUUCAUUUGCCGGAAGCCUCAAAUCUUUGUCUUCGGCGGAUAUUGCGGGUGAUGAUGAUAAGCUGAGUAUAUACUCAAAAGACAGUGCUUGCAGUAUCGAUGAGGAAUGCCACAAAGACAGUAAAAACGGUGAUGAUGCUUUGCAGUUAUCAUCUCCUGCUCCCUCUCACUCUCAAAACUCUGGAAUUAUAAGAGUUUACGCAGCUUACGAGACUGGAUUACCGAGUGGAACUAGCGUGAAAUUGCAUGUAACGCCAUUAACUACUGCUAGGGAAGUAGUGGAUCUAGUUGUAAAACAACUGAACAUGGCGGUGAUACUGAAAGGUAGAGGUGGUCCAAUAUACGGUAACAGCCAGUUGCACAGUUUUUGUCUGGUCGCAACAGCUGGUGCUAGAGAGAGAUGCUUAAGUGAUGAUUUCCAGCCAAUGAAAUUGCAAGGACCGUGGUUAAAGGGCAAACUGUUCGUUCGACGGAAAAAUAAUUUAUUUAAUCGUAGCACAGACUAAGGACCUCAGCAUCAGAUUCUCGGAUAAAUGCUCUGAGUAAAACGUGAUAAUGAUGCCAAAUUUUUGAAAUAUUCAUAGUCCUCACUGUAUGCUGAAUGCUUCUUACGCAUUUCACUAUAAUUUCCAUUUUAGAAAGCCUGGUACAUAACUAGUAUUAGUAACACUGUAUGCCUGAAAGUAUUAUAUCAUGAGUAUUUAAUUUUGUAUUAAUAGUUUGUUUUUGUUGAUUGUAUUGUACUUAGAAUCCCAAUGUCAUUUAUCUCCUGCUACCUUUUACUCCUUUUUCUGAAUUAUCUGAAGCAAAUUAUUUAAUUAUAUUGUCUAGAUAAUUGAUUCAUUCCGGUAAAUUUUUUUAUUUCCAUAUUUAUUAAAUUAUAAACUCUAGAAGGAGAUUUUUAAGAUAACGCAAAGAUUUCUCAGGUAUAUUCUGCAUUAAGAGUUUGGAAAGAUAUUUCUACUAAGAACCAUAAGAAUGAAAAAUUUUAAUAUAUUUCUUCUACAAAGGUGAUAGAUUUUUAAAAUAAAUUUUUCAUUGUUUGUAAUCUUUUUCAAUGAUAUUUUCAAGACGCGUAUAUACAAAAGUACUACUUGGAAUAAUUAUAGGUUUAGCAUCAUUCAGAAAUUAUGAAUUCAAAAAUAUGAAUAAAACAAAAAAACGGCAAAUUCUGAAAGCCAUCCAUUUAUUGUAUUUUGCUACAAAUCAAAAACAUGUACAGAUUCAAACUGUUUAAAUACAUUUCCUAAAAGUUGUAAGUUUGCUUCCUAAUAAAAUUAUUUAAGAAUUGUUG
Molecule: messenger RNA, 3817 nt
Organism: Stegodyphus dumicola
Lineage: Eukaryota; Metazoa; Arthropoda; Arachnida; Araneae; Eresidae
Product: ankyrin repeat and fibronectin type-III domain-containing protein 1-like
Biological process (GO): signal transduction; establishment of mitotic spindle orientation; regulation of establishment of bipolar cell polarity
Cellular component (GO): spindle
Molecular function (GO): protein binding
Source: RefSeq, a predicted model, not a curated record